This is a messenger RNA of Centrocercus urophasianus (Greater sage-grouse), 1104 nucleotides long. It is a transcript of the gene VSIG1, whose product is annotated as V-set and immunoglobulin domain containing 1. The coding region runs from base 1 to 1104 and encodes 367 amino acids. Gene Ontology annotation, biological process: epithelial cell morphogenesis; maintenance of gastrointestinal epithelium. Gene Ontology annotation, cellular component: plasma membrane. The record is from RefSeq and is a predicted model, not a curated record. The transcript has 8 exons. NCBI's taxonomy places the organism in Eukaryota, Metazoa, Chordata, Aves, Galliformes, Phasianidae.
AUGUUUCCAACGAUGCUGAAGAUAUUUCCAAUUCUAGCCACCCUUGCAGGUCGUGUCCAUGGAGUUGUGGUGACCGUUCCUGAGAAGACGGUGAACGUCAAGAGUGGCGGGAACGCAACCCUUCUCUGCACCUACACGAGUUCUCAGCCGCUGGGAAACUUCUUCAUCCAGUGGAGCUUUUACAGCGCCAAAGAGAGCCAACUGCACACCCCUUCCCCGUGUCAUGGUAUUCUGAGUAUGGAUGAAAAAUCAAUCAGUCAAUGUCAAAAGAUGGUGUAUGUGACAGAUGCGCGGGGAAGAUGUAGCUGGAGAUACAAGAUCUACUAUUAUUCAGAAGGACAGUCUUAUUCCUAUGGAGAGUUUAAGGACAGGAUCACAGCUUCGACAAGUCCAGGGAACGCAUCAAUAACGAUCUCCAACAUGCAGCCCUCGGACACUGGUUCCUACACCUGUGAAGUUUUCAGCCCCCAGGAUGAUGCUGGACAGAGUCAAAAAUCAGUGAUUGUCAACGUGCUGGUCAAACCCUCAAAGCCUUUCUGCAAAAUAGAAGGAACGCCUGAAAAAGGCCAUCUAAUCUACCUCUUAUGCAAGUGUGACCAAGGAUUGCCUCACCCCACCUACCGCUGGUACAAAGUAGAUGAGAACACCCUCACGCUGGUGACUGAACACUUCAAUCCAGACACUGGCAUUCUGUACAUUGGCAAUCUCACUACCUUUGAAACAGGACAUUACCGAUGCAUAGCCAGCAACAUCAUGGGGAACAGUACUUGUGAGCUCGACCUAACUUCAAUGCAUUCUGAUGGUAAUAUUGUUGCUGGAGCAUUAAUUGGAGCAAUUCUGGCAGCUGUUAUCAUUUGUGCUAUCGUCUGGGUCUUAACCAAAAAGGCAAGGACAAAGAAGUCAUCAAGUAAUGAAAUGCAAGUAAUGGCUCAGAAACAUUCCAAUGCAGAGUAUGCUCAGGUACCUAAUGAAGAAAAUACACCUGCAACCACAGUUCUACCAAGCAAUGCGACAAGUGAGCAACCUAGUGCUGAUGAAGCAGCAGCGUCUGAAACACCAGAUAAUGAUGAGAAGCAUGAAAUGCAUCAAGAAGAAACAGCCUAA